AGACGCUGUUAGGGUUUUUUGUUUGUUUUAAUCUUGUCUGCUGUCACAGAAAUUGACUUCUAUGGGAAACCUUUUGUAUAGCUAAAUGCUUUCAGGGCAAUACUUGUCAGACUUUUUUUUUUUUUUCUUGCGAAAUAGUUCCUGACACAUUGUGACUUUGCAAAACUGAGCUCUGUAUAACACUGGUUAUACAGUGAUUAUUUAUAAUAUUCAAAGUGGCACGGCUGCUUGGUGAUAGCUAUGGAUAAAAAUAGCAGAAUCAACACAUCUGCAACGGUAGGUUGAUGGUUUAUGAGAACAGAAUUUAAUGACUUAAAAUAUUAGGAGCUGAAGUAAGUGUGAUUUGAUAGAUAGAUAGAUAUAUUUAGUUCAGAAUAACUCUUCUAGUAUCAUGCAUGUUUUAUAUCUUUACCAACUAAUUGUGGAAAGGGAGUUUUUGGUUUGGAUGCUAAGGUACCGGAUGUUUGCUUGUAUUUCUGCUGUUGUAUUUCUGGCUGUGGCACUGGCAUUGGUGUCUGAAGAAAUUCUCCUUGGAUGCAACUCUGAAUAAAAGGAAACCUAAGAGAUUUUAGAAGCGUUAAUUAUACUGACAAAAAUUAAGUAAGCCCCAGCUUCUGUCUUGAAGGUACCACCUCUCUUAUUACUAUCUCAUAAUGCUUUGUAAAGCUCUUUGAUGGUAUAAUAAUGUACUAUUAUUAACUAAACACUCCACACAACACAUUUGUAUGGUAGAUAAGUUAGUUCCCUAUUUUACAGGCAGGAUAAAAAACAAGUUAAAUUAUGGAGGGUUUUUUAUUAGACUUACAAAAUCGGUUUAUAAGCUUUUCAAAGUAGAGAACUUGUCUAUGCGUUUGUACUCUACCUAGCAACAUGUGGGCCCGACUGCAAUAUAAAUAACUUGCAGAAAGUGUCAGUGUAUGUCAGGGUCAAAGAGAAUGCUGGAGUUCUUGGCUCCCAGUGUAAUGUUCAUGACCUUGAUCAUGUAAAUAUGAUUUGGGGGGGGUUGGAGUUCGAUACCAGAAAUGUAAGGAAAAGCACCUGAUAGGAGUUACAUGGAACAUUUACUGUGUUCAGUUUUCUGUCACGGUCUGUUUGAAAAAAUUGACCUCUCUUAUUCCAUGUUAAGUUCAUCAGAAGACAAUGGGACACAUAUUCCUCUCUAUUACUGACAAGAAAACUUGAUCCAUUUAUGUUUUGAAACUCAUAUUUUAAAAAGUUAUCUUAUUACCCCUCUCUUUGGCUCCUAAUGCUUUUAUUUUCAAUUUAGCAAAUUUCCAGGUAUGAUAUUUUGGUCACAGAAGUCAAAAUAGUUUAGCAGUGGCUGACUGAAUUUAGCAAUAUCAAGCUGACUUGUAAAUUCUGAGCACUGCCCUUCUACAAAUACACAUAUCUCAUGGAGAUGAAGUAUGGUAAGAAGUCAGGAAACCAUUCAAGUUUCUGAUGCAACAUGCUAAAUGACCUAUUGGUUCCCAUUAUCCCAGCGGCUCUCGGGCAAUGUCAUGUUAAUGGCCUUACAUCAUUUUUUAUAGUUUACUCUGUGAUAGCAACACUUUGGCAAGAUCGGUGGGCAAAAACUGAGUCCUGUUAUAGCUGGAGCACAGUGGCUGUCAGCUGUGGCUGUGCAGAAAUUCCCAUUAUGAUGAAAGAACUAAACAGUAGUGUUAACAUGGGCUCCUGAGCAUCAUUUAAAUGUGUGUGUGGGGGGGGGGUAGAUUUGCAUCUCUCUCUGACCCUCCUCUUCCCCUCUUAGCCCCCUUCCUCACCAGCUUCCUGGCACUUCCCCUGCCCAUGAACCCCUACACCCACCCCCUCCAAAUGUGAGCAAGUGGUAUUGUGACCAAAGAGUGGUAAGGCCAUGUCCUGGAUACCUCGUCUGCCCCCAGCUCCAGGGUCUAUGAGUGUUAUUGCCACAGCUAAUCAUUAGCAACUUUUGCCCCCUCUCCCCCAACCUUUGCAGGACAAACUGCUUCUGUAAUGGAAUCCAGUGCAUUCUCAUGCUCUGUGGACAUGUUAUAAUGUUUUUGGAUAUGCGUUGAGGGCUGAUUGUACAGUGUGCAGGUGCAGCGUCCUAUGUGCAUAUGCACAAAGUAAAAAGUGUUGGGCAGGGAGACAGCAUGUGCACAGGGCCCCGUCCUAUAGUAAUGAGUUCUGGUGGGUGGCUGGCAAGUUGAUCCUGUCUAGCAGCAGCAUGAAGUGAGAACAAAAAGAUGCAGAUAGCUAAGCUCCUGUCAGACACGCUUAAGCUUACUCUUAAAUUUCUCUCAUUAACAAAUGCUCAGUACAUGCGCAUACUUUUUUUAAUUGCAUACUUGCAAGUAAGUGAUCAAGCUUGCAGAGGAGAACACCUAGCGCUUAGAAUUUUAGUUGCAUGCUCUCACCUUGCAACCACAGCAACCUCCCAGGCUCUGCUGUGCAUUGUGCAAGGAUUUUAAGCUAUCCGGUGCCUGAGUUGGCUAUGUGCUAGUCAGCCACCAGCAGCAAGUUAGAAUAGCCUAACUUACAGUACUUGUCAAGAGCUUUGGGGAACAGGAGUCAGAUGUGCGUUAUGGAAUCCGCAGCCAUGCUCUCUUUCUCUAAAUCCCAUCCCCUGACCCUCUAGUAUAGGAGGGAGCUGUGGAGUAGCGUAGGCCUUAUGCAUGCUCUAUGUUAUUGAAGUCGGCAUUGUCUUCCUGUGGUCAAUUAUGCCACCUUUAGAGCAGCUCUGUGGCAACAGAUUGCAUUGUUGUUUCUAAAAUAUAGUUUUAAAAAUUCUAUGGUCUGUGGUGGUACAUUUGUGCAAUUUCUCUAGGCUGAAUUGUCUUCUUGCACGUUCACAACUGAUAAUACCAAUGCCUGUCACAUGAAAAGGAUCAGAAUUUGUUGCAAGUGAGCUUCAUUGUACCAGAUAUUUUGCAUGACUAGAAAGGUUGGUUGGAUGUUUCUGCAUUACCAAGUCAACUUCAAGUGCAAAAGGUUAAAAUUUAGAGAGAAAAAUACAAAAAUCCAACUGUUGCCCCCUGCAAGACACGGGCACAGUUUUUCAUUAUAAAAGUGUUUUGGGGAGAGAGAGUGAACAUGCUUACUGUAGAAAGAGGAAGGAACAGAAUGGAGGCAAGAUAAUUUCUGUAUAAAGGAACCUUUGAAAAUUGUACAAAACAGAAGAUGUUAACCGUGAACUGUUCUGCAUUGGUCUCUCAGAUUCUCUGCUUUUAAAAUAUGUGGUUUUUCUGCAGUGUUUUAUAUAGCUGUAAAGGUCUUGCUGAGCCAUGACAUUUCUAGUGACCUGAACAUGAAAAAUUCAAAAUCGAAGUAUUUUUAAAUACAAAUCGAGGAGGAAGAAGAACUGAUACUACCUUGGGAAAAAGCCCCCAAAUGCACUCAAAUCACUCUGUCUUAGCUUCACUGCAGUGUCCACGUGACGUUCUUAUAGCUCUACGAUAUCAGAAUUCCUAUUUUGGUUUCUGCCUUUUCUUCCUGGAGGCUUGACCGAGUGCCAUUCCUUCUUUUGCAUGAACAUAGCUGCAGGCCAUGUAACGUUAGAGAGAAUUUACUAUGUAAUUAGUUCCAUUCAUUCCCAGUGGCUGUUCACUUCACCCUCGGCAGGGUUCACAGUAAGUCCAGCACUGGGAGGUGUAGGCUGAAAGUCUAAUACCCAGGCUUCUAGCCAAACCUUACCGUACUUCAGUCUGAGCUGAAGAACUUCACUUUGAGAAGGGGAGAGUGUAUUGUUCUCAUUUAGGUAAUGGAAUAAUAGAGAAAAGACAAGAUGAAAGUCAAUAAUACCUUGGCAAAAGCAUUAUAUGACAACAAGGCUGAGUGUUCAGAUGAGUUAGCCUUCCGCAAAGGAGACAUCCUAACGGUUCUUGAGCAGAAUGUUUUAGAGAGUGAAGGAUGGUGGAAAUGUUCCCUCCAUGGAAGACAAGGUCUGGCUCCUGCUAAUCGCCUCCAACUCCUUGCUGGUUCCCAGGAAGGAACGUUGUCUCCCUCCUCUGAGCCUGAUUCUCAGGAAUUGCCCAUCAGUCAACAAAAUAUCUACCAGGUUCCAUCAGCUCCCAAGUCUUCCACAUUGUCACCUACGUAUGAACGGAUGGACAGUUGGAUUAAGCCACUUCCUUCUUCUGUUUCUUCUCCACCUACUCAAGAAAUAUAUCAAGUGCCAGCUUUAGCUGCACAAUUAUUCAGUGAAAAGAUCCAAAGCCUAACCAAUCAGCACCAGUUUACUCUUCCCACACCAUCUCGGGCCUCCAUACCAUGUAUAAAAAGUGAGGUUUAUGAUGUUCCAUCACCACAACACCGAAUAGCCCUAUUCACUCAGAGGUGUGCCACUCCACCCACAGCCAGAAAGGGCUCUAUGCCGAUCCUCUUCAAAGAAUAUAUCCAGGAAGAGCAGCAACAGCUUUAUGACAUCCCAUCCAGCCCAGAAAAGGCAAAAAUCCAUGUCCAGCAAGACUCUCCAGUGGGCAGUGUGUAUGAUGUCCCCCCCACAACCACAAGAGACCAUGACAUUUCACUACAAAGUUUGUCUCAAAUAAAAUCUUUGGGUCAUUAUAAUACCUUGCCAAAUCCUCGGAAGUCAGAAUGGACUUAUGAUAUUCCAGUAUCACCUGAAAAAAUGGGUUUAAAAAAAGAUCCUUCCGAUCGUUCCCUGGAAAAGCAGGUGCUGUAUGACGUACCACCAGCCAGAUAUGGUUCUAGUUUGCAAAAUGUUCCACCAACAAAUAUCAAAAGCAAAUCAGUGAAUCCACAAAUGUAUGAUGUUCCACCAACCCAGAGAAAAUUAACCUUUCCUGACAUCCCUCGUUAUAAUGUACCAUCCUCACGUAACAUGUUACUUUUGCAGCAAAACGGUAACUAUCAUGUUCCACCAAGCUUUCUGACUCCAAGGGUUGAGCAACAGAACUCUGAACAAAAUGUUUAUGAUAUUCCAAAAGUGCUGCCUACUGCUUUACAGCACAGGAAAGGGACUGAAAAAAACAACAGUAGUUUUGGAAACCAUACUUACAACAUUCCUCCACAGCUGUCAAAAGAUGCCAAAUUAGAACAAGACAGAUUAUCAGUUUCCAGUGUGGACAGCAGAACCAGCACCCUAUCUACAUCAUCAAGCACUUCUGCUGAGUCCUCUUCUAUGUCAUCAUCAGAAGAACCUGCAAAAGAAAUUAAAUUGGAGCUUGACUUAGCCAUAGAGACAUUGACCAAGCUGCAGCACAGUGUAUCCAGUUCAGUUGCAAGUCUGAUGAUUUUUGUAAGCAGUAAGUGGAGAUUCCAGGAACACCUGGAGACAAACCUUGAGGAAAUCCAUAGAGCAAUUGAUCACAUAAAAGAAUCUUUGGGAGAAUUCUUGGAUUUUGCUCAAGCCAUCAAGGUGAAUGCCUCUUGCGUCACUGACAAUAACCUUCAAACCAGAAUUACAACACAGCUGAAAAUUCUUACAGACUCAUUCCAGAUCUUGGUAGAAACAAGGGAAGCACUAAAUAACUGCAACUGGUCACUGGAAGUUCUGGUCAUUAAGAAACCUCAGAAUAACCCAGAUGAUCUUGAUCGGUUUGUUAUGGUAGCCCGCACAAUUCCAGAUGAUAUCAAGAGAUUUGUUUCUAUCAUCAUAGCUAAUGGAAAGCUUCUCUUCAAAAAGAAUUGCAAGGAACAAGAGACCAAGUCACCAAAAAUUGAUACAGACCGUAAAAUGGCAAAACCGAUCCCAAUACCCAGAAGAAUAGAACUGAAUUCACUCCAAAGAAAUACUUUGGAUAAACCAAACAAAAAUAAAGUCUCUUCUGAGAAAUCAAGAGAAAAUGUCACUGAAGACUGUGAUUAUGUUCAGUUACAGAAGUCUCCUGGGUUGGAACAGGUGAAAAAAACCCUUUCAGCUAAAGAGAUGGCAAAGAAGAAUGCAGAUUUAAAAACAAAGGUUUUCCCACCUUCAAAAAAGCAUAAUAUUCAGAGCAACCUGGACUUGGCAAAGAAAAUCACUCUCUCAGAAAAUUGUAGACUGUAUUUUGAUGCCCUUCAUAAGGCCAUUAGUGUAUUUACCAGUAGUCUUAGCAAUAAUCAACCGCCAGAAGUCUUCAUAGCACAGAGCAAACUGAUCAUUAUGGUGGGACAAAAGUUGGUGGAUUCUCUCUGUCAGGAAACUCAAGAAAAGGAUAUUCGGAAUGACAUCCUCUGCAGCAGCAGCCAGUUUUGUAGCCUGCUGAAGAACUUGGCUGUUGCCACCAAAAAUGCAGCAGUGCAGUAUCCAAAGACAGGUGCCAUACAGGAACUUCAAAAUCAAGCUGAUGAGCUGUCUAAAUACACUCAGCAGUUUAGGGCAAUGAUGGAAUGAAGAAGCCUUUCCAUUCUUAGAAGAGAAUCCUGGUGAAAACUUUAGGAUCUCCCCCGAUUUCUGGGUUUUAACCCCUCAACUAUGGUAUCCUGAGAGCCGAGGAAGACAGGACUCCACAAAGAACCCAAAUGCCAGUCUUAAAUCAGCCAUACCCUGUCGAGGUUACUGUUGGGCAAUGAAAGGUGUACUAAGGCCCUGAGGAAUGUCUACACAGGCUGCGGCAACAAUCCUCCCAGUCCAGGUUGACAGAUUUGGGUUAGUGGGACAUGUUCUGGUGCUCUAAAAACAGAUGUAUAGACAGCACGUUGAAGUGACAGCUUGGUCUGGACCUCAGAAUGUGAAACUCAACCCCUCCUAGACUUUACAGAUUGUGCUCCAGCCCAAGCUGCAAUUUCAAAUCACUGUUUAUACACCUAUUUUUAGAGUGCUGGUGAAAGCCAGCUACCCCGAGUCUAUCACCCUAGGCUAGGAGGCUGACUCCCACGGGCUGUGUAGAGAUACCCACUAUGACCAGGAAUCGAAUUUGUACUUUCCACACAACAGUUUAGAGCACUAUCUGGAAAAUGCUGAGUCAACCCUUCCAAUCAAUCAUUGGAGUGGCUUGGCAAAAAUUUCCAUAGAGUAUGGUUAUACACUUAUUUUAUUAUUUGUCUGAUUUCUUAUCUUUCCAAACAAAGCAGAUAAAUAUAUUUUUCUAUUCUUUUUCACUUGGAAAUGUAAGUGUUGUACUGGUUUUCCUGAUAACAGACCAAGAUAUAAAUUGUGAUACAUUGUUAUGUGAAGCCAUCAUCAUUCUCUCUUUUCCAGGGGAUUGUUUACCGUAUUUGUUUUAAACUACAGUUUUUUUAAUAAAAUGUCAUUUACAGAUCUUUCAUAUUACAAUGUUAUGAGCACAGUAUGGAACAAAUUCUGGCAGAUGAUGUGUAUAUAGGCCACAGAAAACCUAUACCCAGCACCAUAGAGAAAUGAUUGGACUCCCCAUACUGGCUCUCAUCUAAACCCAAGGAGCAACUACUUCACAGGUCUUCCAUGGGAGAAGCUAUAAUGGACCAUUACAGAAUUGGCCUCAAAGUUUAGGGAACAUGGUCAGCAUGUUUACGAUCACAAAACACACAUAAGAUCCAUGCAGGCUGUUCAUGCAAAAUUAGGGUGAAUGUCAAGACAGGAAUAAUCUGUUUAUUGGGUUGCUGCUGGCCAGAAUAUGGGUGCACAGUAAUGCAGGAUACAUGUGCACUCAUUUUGAGGACAAUUCUGCAUAGUUGAGGAAUUUGAGCCAAUGAUUUUUGUAUGAUUUCUCUCUCUUCCUGGUGCUCAGCUAUUACAGUGAUGGAGGCCAUAUAAACACCUAGAUAGGUUUUUGUGUGUUGUUUUGUAUUUUUUUUACCAAUUAAUUUAUUUUUUUUCAAAUAUGGCUUAAAUUUUCAAGUCUUGUUUUCCUUUUGUAGGUACAACUUGUAUCUGUAUAAUUUGCUUCUGAUAAGCAGGCAGUUAGUUUUGCCAUCAUUUGUAGUCGCAAUUCAUUUGUGGAUGCAAAAAUUCGGGUGCAAUUUGUGCCUGUAAAGAAAAUUUGGCUAAGUCUCAGUGUAAUGUUCCAACAUGCAACAGAAUGCAUUGCUGAAACAGCUGCAUUCAGACAGAUUUCCAAUGGAAGUGCAAAGAAAAAAUAUUUAAGCCGUUCUUUAUUUUGAGCACACUGUACAUAUUUUGGCCUGGCCUGAUAUCUGCAGAAAUUUGUUCUCUGCAUUUCUGAUGUUUAAUUUUGUUCUUCUGUUUUCCCUUUUAAAUGAGUUUUACAAUUUUUGUUGUUCACAAAACAUUAAUAAAUAACAUAUUGAUAAAAAUAGUUUUAAUUUAUCAAUAUACCAUUGCAAAAAUGAUGUUGUGCCUAUGUCCUUAACAACUCUCUUACAGACUUAAUUGGGCCAAGCAGGAGAUGGGGUAUUUGGUUUAGAAUCUCUUUCCAGUUAUUUGAUGCAAAAAAAGGGAGCGAGAACAGGAACAAGUAGCGAUGAGGCUAUCAUUAAUCCUCUCAGUUCAGACUAAUAUCUGAACCAG
Molecule: messenger RNA, 8353 nt
Organism: Caretta caretta (loggerhead turtle)
Lineage: Eukaryota; Metazoa; Chordata; Testudines; Cheloniidae
Gene: CASS4
Product: Cas scaffold protein family member 4
Biological process (GO): cell migration; cell surface receptor protein tyrosine kinase signaling pathway
Cellular component (GO): plasma membrane; cytoplasm
Molecular function (GO): protein binding
Source: RefSeq, a predicted model, not a curated record